AAACAGUCCUAUUCCAGUUAAGAACUCAAGGACAAUUUCUUCAAACUUCAGGCCCUAAGCAUAAGCAAUGUGGAAAGAGGAGGGUGAGUUCAUGCAAAUGAACCAAAACCUAUAAAAAUGUGAGAUUUUGUGACCAAGCUCUCCUUUGCUUCCAUCUUGGAGCCAUCCAGGCAGGGGCCACGACUGUGGCACUGAUACUACUAGGGUGUGGCCUUUUGUAGGCCUCUCAGUAAAUACGCAUUUUUUUCCCCUUAACUCUGUGUAUAACCUGUCUUCCAGCUCCUCUAGGCAUCAGCUUAGUAGACCAUUUGUGGCGUUGCCUCUUACAGUCAUACAGUCAUCUACAAAAUGGUUUAUUUCCAAGGUAAAGGAUUUACUUAAAAACAGUCUGCCUUUCCCUUCAUAAGAAAACCCAAAAACUUGAUCUUCAGCUUUGCUGCGACUGAGUUCCUACAUGGUUGUUGUAAACUUACCAUGUAAUGAGAGUAGUUUUCUUCUUUCUCUUAACCAGAAAUGGCAGAACUGCUCUCAAUCACUUAGCAUCAAGACUUUCCAGCUCACCUUUUUAGUUAAUAAAAAAUGAAAGUUCUUUAACAGAUGACCUCAACAAAAUAAUUUCUGUCUAUUAACUGUAUGCAGCUUGUGCACAUGUUGUCUAACAAAAUGCAUGUUCACAGAUUGAUACAGGUCAUAUAGAUGUUUUGUGUUUUUAAACUCCCUGAUAUCAUCAUGAUGAACUGAAUUAUGGUGGAAAAUCCUCCUUUUUGCAUCUGCAAAGAGAAACUACUUCUUAGGCCUGAUAGUGCAUAUCAAGGGGGAGUAUUUUUUCUCACAGUACACUUUCCAACAGACUAUCCUUUCAAACCACCAAAGAUUGCUUUUACAACAAAAAUAUAUCACCCAAACAUAAACAGUAAUGGGAGUAUUUGUCUUGAUAUCUUGAGAUCACAAUGGUCACCAGCUCUGACUGUUUCUAAAGUUUUAUUGUCCAUAUGCUCCUUACUUUGUGAUCCUAAUCCAGAUGAUCCUUUAGUACCAGAUAUUGCACAGAUCUACAAGUCAGACAAGGAAAAAUACAACAGACAUGCGAGAGAAUGGACUCAGAAAUAUGCAAUGUAAAUUUUUGAAGACAUUUUCAUAUACCACAGAGUACUGUAAAUUCUAGGUUUUUUCAAAAUUAGAAGGAAAUGGAGAACAGUUUAUGGCUUCAUUGUGACACCCCUUGAAUUUUUUUUCACCCAUGUAAGUGUGUUUCUGGAACAAGAGAGAACAAACUUCCAAAAAUAAGCUUAUGACUUUGAUAAGAAUAUUUAUCUUCUUUGUAUGCUUUGCAGAAGACAUUUAUUAUAGUUUCUGAGAGUUGGACACCUGCAUCUUCAGACUACGAGAUCUGUAAUUCAGUUGUAAAUCAAUGAAAUUGUUUUUGAUGGAAAAAGUAGCUGUUUUCACGUGAUGAAUACUGUAUGUGUGUCAUUGAAGUAUAUUGUCUGUUUCAUAAGUAUGUUCAAGUUUCUUUUUGUUAGUUCUAUUAUAUAAUUUGUAUUUUUUACUGUAUAGACUAUUUUAUUUACCAUGUAAGUCAUUUCAUUUUAGACUUGCUUGUGCACAGUAUUGACAAGAUACAACUGCUAAUAGUGAAAAUCAUUGGACUAUCUCAUGCAUUAGAAUAUUCUGAAGACUACAGACUUCUUAAAACAUAAAAUGGUCCUUGCACUGUAAAUCUUUGUAUGCUGGCUAUGGAGAAACACUUGGUUUUGAUUCUGUUGCAUACCUGACUUAAUUUUAUCGCAAUGUGAACUAAUUGCACUGGUAUGUAGAAAGAUACAUAACUUUUGUUGCUAUUCACAAUUGAUUUUUGACGUGUGGGCAACAUAAUGCUCUCACAGACCUUUUACAAAUCCAGAUGUAGCCUUUUCCAUAUAAAUAAAAUACAUUUUCUACUUUC
Messenger RNA from Sturnus vulgaris (Common starling), 1945 nucleotides. The record is from RefSeq and is a predicted model, not a curated record. Lineage: Eukaryota; Metazoa; Chordata; Aves; Passeriformes; Sturnidae.